AUGGGUAUUAACUACAUUAUUGUGGGUCUGGUGCUGUUGGCCGGUCACGUGUGCGAUGGGGAAUAUCUAGGGGGAUCCAUGAGAUACGUCUUGUCUGAGACUAACAAUUCAUUGAUGGCGCACGUUACAAUAUUGACCGGUUGGAGGCUUGGUACUGGGCCGUGUGGACACCAGUGUAGUAUUGGUCAAACCACCAGCUCCCAGGAACACCAGAUUACUGCAAGUCUCGGCCAGGACCAUUUCGGUAGGUGGAUUACAGAGGAGAAAGGACCAUACUUGUCACGUCAAAUGGAUAUCACUGAAUUUGUCAAUAACAACAUACAACAACGUGUUAUGGACAUCAAUAGAAUGGACAACUGGGAAAUUGAAUUAGGAACCUUCUCCAUUCCAGUGUGGGAACAUUCAACAGAAAUUGUAUAUUUCCAAAACAACAUGACUAAGCUAACCGUCCAAACAGCAAUCACUCGCUCAUACAUGGAAAUGAAGAUCAACCUGCCAGGAAAUCGAUCAGAUACUGGAAUGCCAAACAGAAGUCCGAUUACGGACAGCCGUCCAUUUAUGAGAUUAGCUCUGGGUCGCAAAUACCACCUGCGUGUACCCACAGUGGAUCCAGACCAGGACUUCGUGUCCUGUAGGCCACCCCGCUAUGUAGAGUUUCUGGAGCUCUUCGAAUCACCGGCUCCCAAUGUUACCAUAAACAAGGACUGUACAAUUGAUGUUUACGCUGAUCCAUCACACUAUAAGAUUGGAGACACGGCACUUGUCGGCAUAGUGGUGGAAGAUUUCCCCAGAAAACAAGUACAUAUCGGUCAUGAUUUCAUCUACGUAGACGGAUAUUCACUGAGCCUGAGUCAGACACCUGUUCAGUUUUACUUUGAAGUCACCGGUAGUGACGAUAGUCCAGUGAUUCUGCCACCCACACCUCCAAACGGUCAGUUGUUUACCGUAUACCAAGGUACCAAACUUACCAUAGAAGUGUUCGCCAAACCCAGUGUCAAUAACAGAAUAAUAUCAAACUUUCGCUACGUGAGUAACGGCAUAGCUAGACACUUAACAUGGUCACAUAUACAAGAUCGUCCAGACAUCGGAGCGUUGGUGAAGAGUCAACAGAUCGUGUGGAUACCUAGCGCUGACAUGAUCGGUUCCCACAGCCUUUGUGUAAUAGCCCAGGACAGUGAUGAGGUGGAUUCUGUUUCCAACUAUUGCUUUGCUGUGGAAGUGAAGGGAUAUCCUACUUCAAAAGAAGAAUUAACGCCUCGACCGGGAGUCCCGUAUUUUGUCAAUUUUCCACAGCCUGGGCAACUUGAUUUCCCAGUAUACUCUCAAGGCUUCUUCCCUAUUUAUGCUGCUUCAGCAGCCAGUGGGAGCAGGUUACACAUCAAGCUGACGAAUACCAGUUCCAACAGUAUGAUGAUUACCUCCAUUGACAACGGUUCAAACAUGUCCAUAGUAACAGUACUGACGUAUAGUGCUAAGAGCGGUAAUCAAGAUGUGUGUUUCCAAAUUGAGGAUGUGUCAUCACCUUUGGAGCGCUGCACCAACGUCCAUUUCAUUACAGCUGAUCCUUGUGAACGAAUUCCAUGUAAAAAUAGUGGAAUAUGUGUCCGCAGGAACACAGAGGACAAAUUCACCUGUCACUGUGAAAGAGGGUACACGGGUGCUACAUGUGAAAUAGGUCCCGAUCCGUGUGCAUCACAACCAUGUAAAAAUGGAGGGACAUGUCUCCUACCUUUUCGGUCAUAUUACAAAUGCAUUUGUCCAUUAGGGAAAACGGGAUAUCAUUGUGAUAAUGAAAUCAUCAACUGCCGGAGAGAAUCCUGUAAGUACGGUGUUUGUGAAGACAACCUGGGAAGCGGUACAUGUCAUUGUGCCAAAGGAUUCACGGGAACGCAGUGUACUGAACCUGACAGCUCCACUGCACUCUGUCCCGGCUUACAACAAAACGCAACAGAUUGUAUUAAACAAUGUAACUGGUGUUACGAACCUCAUGGAAUCUGUAGACCCAGUAGAGUAGCCGACCAAUACGACGAGUGCACGUGUUCACUUGGAUAUGAAAAGCCUGGGACACACUGCUUUCAAGGUAAUAACAUAUUCGUUAAAACCUGGUUUCAUGAUCCGAAGUUUGUUCCGCCCACCCCUGGACCGCUGAGUACCAUCAGCUGUGAACUUGAUCAGUAUACACGAGAAAAAUGUUCAUUUCCUGUAUAUGCUGCAAGUUAUAAAAUAAGCAGUAUUGUUCCUGCUGUUGAAAGUCUCUUCCCCAUAAACGGACUGCAAGUAACAGCAUCGUCCCCAAUUGCCACUAGCAUUCAAGACGUGUAUAUGUACAAUAUCACAGUACAGCAGUCUAAGGAAAACAACGGCAAGAGGAAUAAAUAUGAUCUUUGUCUCAAAGUAGCACCUUAUGGCAAUAUAACGGCCAGGACAUGUGUCAAUGUCAUUUUUACCAAUAAAGGUGAGAAUUCUUUCGUGGAACCAACUUUGCCAAACGACUCAAACUUUACAUGUACAGCUGGAAGGUCCUGUCACAUGUUUCUGUACACAGAAACAAAUUCUGACCAAUGUGAGAGAAUCAUUGUUGGAGCAGAUGCUUCAGUAGAAAUAUUUUCACCAGAACUCCGAAACGGUGCUUGUGUAACAGAUGUCGCAAUAAAGCUAUCUUCCGUCCCAUACCAACGUCUGUGUCUACGAGCUGGACUCGGUGGAGAGUCGAGAUGUUAUGGAGUGAUAUUAGACUCUGGCAAAGACACGUGUACGGACACCAGUUGUAAGAAUGAUGGAGUAUGUGUUUCACAGGCAGGAAAGCACUUCUGUAUCUGUCCACCAAACUAUUCCGGUAACUCCUGCGAGUUGUAUGAGGGCCCUUGUCUAUCCAGUAUCUGUCAAGAGCGCGGUUUGUGCUACCAAAACAUCACCUCUAUAAAUUGUUUGUGCCAAAUAGGAUAUUCGGGAGACAAAUGUCAAUAUGAUAUUCUCUUAACUGGUAUACACACCAUUUUUGUUUGCAAUUCUUGUUUUGCGUUUAGUAAAAGUAUUCCACGUGAAGGUCUCAUUUGUGCCUUCUUUUCUCCCGGAGCAUUCCCAAUUCAUGUUACGUGCUUUAUGCAUAGUAAAUGUUUCAUGAACACCUUUAUAACAUCUACAGGCUCUUCAAACUUCAGUGUUUCUCCGGGAUACACCGACGUCAUCCAUGACGAAAUUAGUGCAUAUCUCACGACGGACGUCUUGACUAGGAAUCAAGGGGAAGUAAGCAUCGGAGUACUGAUGAUACAGCCUACUACAGAAGGUCGUGGACGAACUUGUUUACAGAUACGAGAUUCGAUGAGUGGAUCCAUUGACGAAAUGUGCUUCAUCAUCGACAUCCUAAACGGAGAGACGACGUCAAUAAACAAGAUCUUCCCAUAUUUUGAAACACCUACUCCACAAAAUAAUACAAUCUUCGAAUGCUUUACUGGAUCUGCAUGUCACAUAAUGAUCUGGACUCACAAAGCUGAUGGUGAAGUGGAAUGCCCAAAUGUGCAAAUAGGUAACAGAAAAGCUGAUACCAUUGGCACCAUCGUUAUCCAGAAUACGACUUCCACGUGCGUAAUUGAUGUAACAUUGAAAACGCAGGAUUUGAGUGAAUCCACUGACAUAUGCCUAACGCUUAGGCCUAAGAGUGAAGAACGCGAAAUCUACGAGAGGGGAAUAGGCGACAGAAGAUGUUACAGUAUAAAACUGGGUGUUAAUAAUACAGCUACAAGUCCCUGUUCCAACUUUUUGUGUUAUAACGGUGGCUACUGUGAUUCACAACAAGGCGUUCCUGACUGUUUGUGUCGCCAAGGCUUUUCCGGACAACAGUGCCAACUAGUUCACCCUGGAGUUCACAUGAAUACUGCCGCUAACAGACGUGUGAAUUUUGCCGACGACGCAUUUCCAAGCAACAUAGUAUGCCAGUUGGAAGAAAAGUGCUCGUUUAUUGUCAACCUUUGGAGCCCUAGCCAGCAGACCCCAAAUGUUUGGUUUGACCACAUAGACGAUUCCAUCAUAGCGGAGCAGCCCAACAGAAACCACACAAUCGAGACAUCGCCAGGAAUAUACGCUAUGACCAUCACAGUGAACGGAACACGAGUUGGCACGUUUGAAACCAUUCUUCAGACAUCAGAUAACACCGGGUUAGUGUCCGACGAACUUUGGUUUCGGUAUGACAUAAGAACAGGAUCCUCAGAGACUUUAAUGGAAAAUCAGCCACAUUUUACAAAACCGUCAUUUCCCGCGGAAUCGGCCAUCAUAUGUUCCAAUGAACGAAUGUGUCAUAUAAUCUUACUGUCGGAGUCGGCAGCUUUUGAACAAUGUCCACACGUGGAGUUACUGGGCGAACCUAGGGACAGCAUAUAUAUUUUCCAGGAAGAGAAGAGAACGGUGACUGAAUAUGGUAGUUGUGUGGCUGAUGUAGCUCUACUGGCGUCUAACAAGCAACUCGCUAUCGAGCGUUUCUGUUUCCGUCUCUCACUCCCCACUGUACCGGGUGAGACGAGGUGCUACAGAGUCCAGUACGGAUCAGCUGUCUUAUGA
Molecule: messenger RNA, 4554 nt
Organism: Ylistrum balloti
Lineage: Eukaryota; Metazoa; Mollusca; Bivalvia; Pectinida; Pectinidae
Exons: 42
Coding region: 1-4554 (1517 amino acids)
Biological process (GO): heterophilic cell-cell adhesion; establishment or maintenance of epithelial cell apical/basal polarity
Cellular component (GO): protein-containing complex; plasma membrane
Molecular function (GO): calcium ion binding
Source: RefSeq, a predicted model, not a curated record